Ahaetulla prasina is the source of this 2928-nucleotide messenger RNA. It is a transcript of the gene CHRNB1, whose product is annotated as cholinergic receptor nicotinic beta 1 subunit. Gene Ontology annotation, cellular component: neuron projection; synapse; postsynaptic membrane. The coding region runs from base 83 to 1696 and encodes 537 amino acids. Gene Ontology annotation, biological process: nervous system process; chemical synaptic transmission; regulation of membrane potential. The record is from RefSeq and is a predicted model, not a curated record. Gene Ontology annotation, molecular function: transmembrane signaling receptor activity; acetylcholine-gated monoatomic cation-selective channel activity. The transcript is spliced from 11 exons. NCBI's taxonomy places the organism in Eukaryota, Metazoa, Chordata, Lepidosauria, Squamata, Colubridae.
CAGGCAGCUUCCCGGGAUCGCGGGGCGAAGUGCGGCCGGGAAAACGUGUUCUGCCUGGAGCCCAGGCCGGCGGGAGGACGCCAUGCCCGGCUGGGUGGUCUUUGGGGGGCUGCUCUGGAUGCUGAGCGUCUCAGCCGCGGACGAUUCCGAAGUCGAGGAGCGCCUGAAAGGGCAGCUCUUCCAGAGUUACUCCGCCUCGGUGCUUCCCAUCCGCCGCGUCUCCCAAAAGGUCCCGGUGCGGCUGGGCAUGUCGCUCUCGCAGCUAAUCAGCUUAAAUGAAAAGGAUGAAGAACUGACCACAAAGGUCUACUUGGACCAGGAGUGGAUCGACUAUCGGCUCACCUGGGAUCCGGCCGAAUUCGAAGGAAUCACGUCCAUCCGACUCGGUGCAGACGAAGUGUGGCUCCCAGAUAUCGUUCUCAUGAACAACAACGACGGCGGCUUCGACAUUGCUCUCAGUGUGAACGUCCUGGUGCAUCACAGCGGGAGGGUCCAGUGGCAGCCCCCAGCCCUCUAUCGGAGCAGCUGCAGCAUCCAGGUGACCUAUUUCCCAUUCGAUUGGCAAAACUGCACGAUGGUCUUCCGCUCGUACACUUACGACGCCUCGGAAAUCACCCUCCUGCAUCCCAUCAACGAGGAAGGGCAGGAGGUGAAGGAGAUCCUGAUAUACGAAAACACGUUUAUCGACAACGGGCAGUGGGAGUUCCAGCACAAACCCUCCCGUAAGAACACGCAUCCGGGAGAUCCGCUCUACGAGGACAUCACUUUCUACCUCAUCAUCCGCCGUAAACCGCUCUUCUACCUCAUCAACGUCAUCAUCCCUUGUAUCUUGAUCACCAUCCUGGCCAUCUUCGUGUUUUACCUCCCGCCGGACGCUGGCGAGAAGAUGACCCUCUCCAUCUUCGCCCUCCUCACCCUCACCGUCUUCCUGCUGCUGCUGGCCAAAAAGGUCCCGGAGACGUCCCUGGCGGUACCCAUCAUCAUCAAGUACCUCAUGUUCACCAUGAUCCUGGUCACUUUCUCCGUCAUCCUCAGCGUGGUCGUCCUGAACAUCCACCACCGCUCGCCCAGCUCCUACAAGAUGCCCUUCUGGGUCAGGCAGGCUCCCUCGGUAUUUGUGCCUGCGGCGACCGAAGCCGGAACCGCCCCUCCCAGCCCCCCCUCCCAAGGUGAAGGUGAAGAGCAGCCGCUAUGCCAACGAGUAUUUUAUCCGGACCCCCACCUGCGACUUCUCCAAACCCAACAGGUUCCAGCUGGAGGUCUUCUCCAUGGACAUGAAGAGAUUCAUCGAUGGUCCCAGCCACUGCCUGGCCCUCCCACCAGACCUCCAGUCUGCCAUGGACGCGGUCCUCUACAUGGCCCAGCAGCUCCAGGAGCAGGAAGACUACGAUGCGCUGAAGGAAGACUGGGAGUACGUGGCCUUCGUGGUAGACCGUCUCUUCUUCUGGACCUUCAUCGUCUUCACCACCAUUGGCACCCUCAUCAUCUUCCUGGACGCCAGCCUCCACCUGCCCCCGGAGAAGCCUUUCCCCUGAGGAGACCCUCCCUCCAGGAAGGCAGACCCUGGACAAGGCGACCCAGAAGCUGCUGGAGAUGCCUUCAACCAUCUCCAUCUGGAACAGCAGCUCCUCCGACCAGGCGCUCUUUGAAUGGGUUGGACUGGAACUCUCCACCAGAAGGGGGGUGGGUGGGCUGAGGCUCAUAGGAGUUGGGGUCCAAGACAGGUGGAAGACCCUGCAUCCCUCCCCCCUGCAGGAAAGGUUCCCCCCCCCCAAGUCUUGCUACUUUUGAGUUUUGGAUCGGAAGAAUGACUCCUUGGGAAUUUCGCUCUCGUUGGAAGAAGGUUGUAGAGAGAUGGAAUUAGGGUUUCUGUCACCCCGAAUUUCUUUCUGGUCUCCCGCUAAAUUCCCUCCUCCUCCUUCCAGUCUUGGGCAUUCCAGAAGGGUGAGACUACAGUUCCCAUCACCCUCUGCCCACUCAACAGGCAUCCAGCCAGGAUUUAAACAAUUCUGCUUUUCCUUUGUGAAAAUUAAACCAUUUUAUUUUAUUUUUUAAAAGUGCUCUUUUUCUUAAUUUAAUGGGAUUAAAGUGUAGAGCUGCGAAUUCAUCCUUCGGGGACUCGUAAGUACCUGCCUGCUCUUCUCCGGGUACAGAGAGAUAGUCCUCGACGUACGACCACCCCUAAAUGAUCUUGCUAAGCAGGACCCUUGUUAAAUGAAUUUUUUCCCCCUUUUAUGAGUUUUCUUGCCACGGUUGUUAAGUGAAGCACUGCCGUUUAUAAGUUGAGUAACCCGGUUGUUAAGUGAAUCUGGCUUCCCCCAUCGACUUUGCUUGUCAGAAGGUCGCAAAAAAACGGAAUCACGGGACCCUGGGACGCUACAACAGGCGUAAGUACAUGCCAGUUGCCAAGCCUACGAAGUUCGAACACGGGGAGGCUGCAACGGUCGUAAGUGUGAAACACGGUCACUUUUAAGUCCCUUUUUUUCAGUGCCACUUUGAAUGGUCACUAAACGAACUGUCAUAAGUCGAGGACUACCUGUAGAACCCGCAAAGCACCGAAUUCCUUCCCGUUUGUGGACUCUCUUCCGUUUUUUUCUCAAACGGUCAAGAGUUCCGGAAUUGGGGAAGGGGGGAAAUAAGGAUUUGGGGGGGGGGGGUUCCUUCAAAGAUUUUCAAGUUGCCCAGAAGAAAGUUUUUGGGGAAAGUCCUGGUUUUGGUGUCUGAAGGCUCAGCCCUUUGCAUCCCAACAGCUGCCCCCCCCUCCCCGUUUCCCCCCUCCUCUUGGGUGAACAGCACCCUGAAAGCUCUCUUGUGGGGUGUACGGUUAAGGGGGGGGAACAAGAGGGGUGUCAGAAUCGGUGGGGCCGAUGCCCCAGAAGGACGGAAGCAGCGAGGUUCAAAGUCACAUCGAGAAUCCGGUUAAAUAUU